Adineta steineri is the source of this 489-nucleotide messenger RNA. Lineage: Eukaryota; Metazoa; Rotifera; Eurotatoria; Adinetida; Adinetidae. The record is from the annotation of a GenBank genome assembly.
AUGUCUUUAAGAUUGAUAACUAGUAGUUUAUUUUCGAUUCGUAAGGCUUUUUCAAUUCCAACAGUUAUAAUAAACAGGUCAGUCUCAUCUACAGGCGCUUCAUAUGAAUGGAAAAUCUUAGCACUUGGUGCCGGUAAUAAAGCAGGUGCGGAAGCACAGAAAUCUUUAGUUGCAUUAGGAUAUAAAAAUAUUAAAAUUAUUGGUCUUGUUAACAACAAGGAAAGUGAUCAAAAAGUAAUUGCUGCACUUAAAGAACAACAAUGGGAUGCGAUAUCUAUUGGUGGUUAUGUCAAUGGUUUUGAUCAAUCUGCUCUAUAUCAUGAAAAGGAUGUGCCAACAGAUCGUGCAGAUAUACUCCACUGGUUUAAUCGUCUUCUCAAUGUUAUACAUCAACUAGCACCUGAAUCAAAAAUUAUUCUUGUUAAAUCACCACAAGAUAUACAUGAUGGAAUUCAGAGAAUUAUGGUUAAAGAACAAAACCAAAAUUGA